AUGGCUAUUCGCCCAAUAAGGAAUGGACGUAGUGGGACCCUUACUGAUGGCUACAUCACAAAAAGGUAUGUGCUAUUAGCUACUGACUACUUCACCAAAAGGGUGGAAGUAGAAGCAUAUGCGAGCGUAACUAACGUCCAAGUGAAAAAGUUCAUUUGGAACAAUCUAAUAUACAGAUUCAGUGUCCUAAGGUCCAUCAUUAUAGACAAUGGACCAAACCUGGAUAAUCAAAACACUCAGCGUUUCUUCGACAAAUACGGGAUCAAUCAAAAGGUGUCGGUCGUAUAUCAUCCACAAGGCAACGGGCAAGUAGAAAUAACUAACAGAACUAUCUUCACUUGUAUUAAAAAGAAGCUUGAAGAUAAGAAAGGAAAAUGGUUGGACGAGUUGCCAAAUGUCCUAUGGGCAUAA
This is a messenger RNA of Cornus florida, 411 nucleotides long. RefSeq lists its product as uncharacterized. NCBI's taxonomy places the organism in Eukaryota, Viridiplantae, Streptophyta, Magnoliopsida, Cornales, Cornaceae. The transcript has a single exon. The coding region runs from base 1 to 411 and encodes 136 amino acids. The record is from RefSeq and is a predicted model, not a curated record. Gene Ontology annotation, biological process: DNA integration. Gene Ontology annotation, molecular function: nucleic acid binding.